AUGGAAGAAUUUGAAGGAAUUGGAUCUAUUGUGACAGAAUUUAACAUAAAGGGGUCCACCUUGAAUUUAUUCAAUAUUAAAUGGAAGACGCCUAGUAGUGAUAAAGAGUUAAAAAGGUUUGUUCAGAUUCCAUACGGACCUCACAAUAAAGCUUUUCCUAGUUUACCCUUAGUAGUUAAUUCCAGCGGUAAGCUCUUGAGGUAUAUGGCACAAGAUGAAAUGAUGGAUAAAUCAAUUUUAGAAUACGACGAGUCUAAGUUUGACUCAGACUUUGAACUCAAUGAAUCUAGCGUUAGCACGAAUCUUACGCAAUUCAUGAAUGAAUAUAAUAUCAACGAAGAACUGAGACAAGGGGUUGGUUACAAUGAGUCACAGGUAUUUCUAGCUGACAACCAUAAAGAACAGAUCCUUUCUGAUAUUAUAUUAGAGUCGAAUUGUGAAGAAUCGGAAUUUGUCGAAACAAACAGCAUUCUUACGAGCGACUUCACACAAUUAUCCUCAAACCGAUGGGAGAACGCUUCAAAGAAAGCUAAAUUAUCUUCGGAAAAGGAAGAUUUAGUUAGCCUCAAAUCAGAACCUUUUGCUGAUUUGGAAUUAGACGAUUUUUCCGCUCUACACAAUUGA
This is a messenger RNA of Debaryomyces hansenii CBS767, 624 nucleotides long. Its product is annotated as DEHA2A01320p. The record is from RefSeq and is a predicted model, not a curated record. Lineage: Eukaryota; Fungi; Ascomycota; Pichiomycetes; Serinales; Debaryomycetaceae. The coding region runs from base 1 to 624 and encodes 207 amino acids. The transcript has a single exon.